GAUGCCAAAAUGUUUAAGAAACGAAAAGUGCUUGGGGCUCUGGCUAUAUUCAUUAUAAUAUUCUUGAUGACACUUUCUUAUUUUAUAAAUGUCUUAAGUAGUGAAAAUGAAGCUGGGAGAGCUCAUCAAAUAUCUGGGUAUGAAGCAAAGAUAUUAAUGAAACUUUACAAUCUACCCAAAUACUACCACAUCAAGCCAGAGUAUUAUGAUAACAUUACUGAAACGUUUGUAAAAAGUUUAAAGAGAAGUGAAAGAGAUAUGAAAUCAGUUUGGCAGGAUGUGAAUGCAGCUGUUUCAAAGCAGGGACUUUUCAAGAUAGCAAAUACAUAUCUAGGUGAUGCAUUGCACGCAUUGCAAGCUGGGAGAAUCAUCAAGGCUGAUUUAGACAAACGGGGAACACAACUCAAGUUGUUGUUGACAUUAGAGGGUGGAGCAACAGUUAUUUUCAAACCAAAAUGGUAUUUUAAAGAGAAGGUAAUACAAGGACCAGUGUAUGCUGGAAAGGAUCGACAUGUCUCUGAGAUAUUGGCUUUUUAUUUAUCAGCAGUGCUGAACAAACCUUUUGUACCAAUAUCUGUGCAGAGGCAAAUCAAUCUUAAUACUGAAAUUGUCCCAGUAGCUACAGAACAGUUGCUCCAAACAAAGUUUAUAAAGAAAAAUUUAACAUGCAUUUAUGGUAAAUGCUUCUAUUGUAAAAAGGAAGAUCCUAUUUGUGCUGAUCUAAGUGGGAAUUUAGUUGGAACUGUGAUAUUAAAUUUAGAUGUUAAUUUAAAGAACAACAGAUCCCCUUGGCAGAGGACCUAUAAAAACAAUAAAAAAGCUUUAUGGGAAAUCAAAGAUGAUUAUUGCAAGAGUUUAAAUGGUAAAAUCUCCAAAAAGAGAUUGUAUGAUUUAGUGGAUACUGCAAUAUUUGAUUUCCUUAUACAAAAUGGUGAUAGGCAUCAUUAUGAGACCCUGGAUGAUCGCGUAGUGUGGAUCGAUAAUGGCAAAGGACUGGGCAAUCCUAAUAUUCACCAUAUCGAUAUUUUGGCUCCCCUUUAUCAAUGCUGCAUGUUGAGAGCUGAUACAUGGACAAGAUUACAAGCAUUAGCAGGAGGGAUGCUUUCGGAAAAAAUAAGAAAAAUGCCGGAUCUAGAGGAAAUAAUUUGGACUCAACAUUUCGCAGCGAUGGAUCAAAGGUUGUUAAUAAUAUUUGCAACUGUUGAAUUUUGCAAGAACAAAAAUAAAGAAAACCACGGAAACCAAGGUUUCUAGCUCGACGGGUUGAAUAAAGAAAA
Nicrophorus vespilloides is the source of this 1277-nucleotide messenger RNA. Its product is annotated as glycosaminoglycan xylosylkinase homolog. Gene Ontology annotation, biological process: protein phosphorylation. The record is from RefSeq and is a predicted model, not a curated record. Gene Ontology annotation, cellular component: Golgi apparatus. The transcript has 4 exons. The coding region runs from base 10 to 1254 and encodes 414 amino acids. Gene Ontology annotation, molecular function: phosphotransferase activity, alcohol group as acceptor. NCBI's taxonomy places the organism in Eukaryota, Metazoa, Arthropoda, Insecta, Coleoptera, Silphidae.